This is a messenger RNA of Notodromas monacha, 1425 nucleotides long. NCBI's taxonomy places the organism in Eukaryota, Metazoa, Arthropoda, Ostracoda, Podocopida, Cyprididae. The record is from the annotation of a GenBank genome assembly.
AUGAGCCAAGCGUCUCCAUGGCUGACGACGACGGCGACCAGCAGUGCAGCAGAGCAGCCACUGGCGUCCCUGCCGCCGAUGGCGACCCACGACCGCCGCCUGGGCUCUCCCGUCAUGGCCAGGAAGCCGAAACGACGCCAACAAGCCCUGGGCCACAGCGCCAAUUUGCAAAUCUGUUUCAUGCCCGACGACCUGCUCGACGAUGACGACCUCGUGUCGACGACGUCAGCGACGAUGGCGUCGUGUGACAGACUUUCGGCAGGCCCCGGGAUCGACGGUCUGGAUGUCAGGCUUCCGUCGCCAGUGCAGCCCAAGUCACUGCCCGCCAGCAGUGGCAACGCUGCCGGCAGUGUUGCCAAUGGACGGCAGAAAUGCGUCGAUGACUCCGCACAACAAGACGAUUUCUGGAGAAAACAGGCCAGGCUUCAAGCAGAGGCCAGAGUGGCCCUGGCACAGGCCUGUCACAUGGCCAAGAUGCAAAUGGAGGUGGAACGUCAGCGCAAGAAGAACUCUCCCAUUUCAGAUAUGAUCUCCCUCCCUGUAUCUUGUUCAGGGCACAGGCGACUAAGCAGAAGUUUGCUCACCAGGAUCAACCUUGAGGAACUGAAUGCGAUUCAAACUUCCCUCAUCAUGGAAGUCAAAAAGUUGAAUGAGCAGCUGGUCACAAACCUGAUGAUGAGAGAUGAAUUACACAUGGAACAGGACUCCAUGCUUGUGGAUUUGGAGGACCUGACAAGAUACUUGAGUGCCAAAGAAGAAAUCUUGAGAGUUAGAGGUCCACCCAUGAAUCACAACAAGACGGAGGCAAUCAAGAUGCAAUCCAAGCAGAACAACAAAUUCAGCUUGAAAAGUCUCGUGAAAUUCUGACCUGUUAUUCAAUGGCAGAAAAAUCAGGAGAGAAAAAAAAAACAAGCAGGUUUUGUUGACAAAAUGCGGAAGCAUACACAAAACGAUACCUUUGUAUAAGCGGAACCGGAUUGUGAACACUGUUCCUCCCUGUUUGUUUGUUUGUUUGUUUGUUUUUUUGAGCGGAAACAAAAUGUGAUUUUGAUCAUGGUGUAUUCGAAAGAAAAGAAAGGAGAAAAAUAUUGUUCCUGAGGGAUAAUUGGAAUGACACCAUAUUACCACCGGUUUUUUUCUAAAACGGAAUGUCCGAUUUUAUUCGCUUAAUAAUUUCGUCGCGCUGAUGAUGAGAUGAUGAUGAUGAUGAUGUUAUUUGCAAGAGAAAGAAAGGCUUUGAACGUUGAUGAAGUUCUUUUAGAAGUCGAUCUUGGACAGUUGCGAAAAUUUUUUUCUCCUUUUUCUUUAUUCUGGGGACUCAUUGAUGAGAAUCACUCACGUGCUGAGUGUUUUCUCUACUUGGAGUUCUCAAACGUCAGAUGCAAAAUCUGCAAUAAAUCCAUCUGGACAUUUUUCAUGAAACAA